Molecule: messenger RNA, 11751 nt
Organism: Thrips palmi
Lineage: Eukaryota; Metazoa; Arthropoda; Insecta; Thysanoptera; Thripidae
Product: serine/arginine repetitive matrix protein 2-like
Biological process (GO): protein phosphorylation; intracellular signal transduction; microtubule cytoskeleton organization
Cellular component (GO): cytoplasm
Molecular function (GO): tau-protein kinase activity; protein serine/threonine kinase activity; ATP binding
Source: RefSeq, a predicted model, not a curated record
GCGAAGGCGGUGCCCCUCAGAAGUGAUGAUGGCGUUCGGGAGUGCGCUUGUCUGCUGCGCGUUGUGUUUUGGUUCUUAGAUUCGUAAUGGAAAUAAUAGUGUUGCUACAAUGAAUCACGUCUGGCAUGGAUUUAGGACGAAAAUUAAGUCUGUGAAGAAGAGUGAUUGUGUUGUGUGCAUUGUGGAGGUGUCCUUCACCAAGAACUCGACGCCCUAACCUGUGGAUUACUAAACCUGGUGUCUUCCCUCAUUUUAUUCUCCUGAAAAGCACCUCAAACCGGCAAGAUGGUGGUCGACAAGGCAAGCAUCAUGAACAUCAUGGGCGGCAUGGAGAGCACGGCGGGGGUCCGCCUGCACAACCACCGCCGCAAACUGCGCCAGAGGUUUGACAUCAUCAAGAAGCUAGGGCAGGGAACCUAUGGCAAAGUGCAGCUAGGCAUCAACAAGGAAACGGGGCAGGAGGUUGCCAUAAAAACUAUCAAGAAGAGCAAGAUUGAAUCGGAGGCGGAUUUAGUGCGCAUUAGGCGGGAAAUUCAGAUUAUGAGUUCUGUCCAGCAUCCCAACAUAAUCCACAUUUAUGAAGUUUUUGAAAACAGGGAAAAAAUGGUUUUAGUAAUGGAAUAUGCAGCUGGUGGUGAAUUAUAUGACUUUUUGAGUGAGCGCAAGGUUCUUGGUGAAGAAGAAGCUCGUAGAUUGUUUAGGCAAAUAGCAACUGCAGUUUAUUACUGUCAUAAGCAUAAAAUUUGUCAUCGUGACUUGAAAUUAGAAAAUAUUUUGCUUGAUGAAACUGGCAGUGCAAAGAUUGCAGAUUUUGGUUUGUCAAAUGUGUUUGACGAGACACGAUUACUAGGAACAUUUUGUGGAAGUCCUUUAUAUGCAUCUCCUGAAAUUGUUCAAGGAACUCCAUACCAUGGGCCUGAAGUCGACUGCUGGUCAUUGGGAGUUCUUCUAUAUACUCUUGUGUAUGGUGCGAUGCCCUUUGAUGGAUCUAACUUCAAGCGUCUUGUCAAACAAAUUUCUCAGGGUGACUACUUUGAACCAAAAAAGCCAUCCCCUGCUUCUCCUCUUAUAAGAGAAAUGCUGACAGUUUCACCAGCUAAACGAGCUGAUAUAGUCAAAAUCUGCUCCCACUGGUGGGUCAAUGAAGGUCAGAGUGAGUCCUGCCUUGAUAUUGCAGAGCACUUGGCCAAUCAAACACCUGUUCGACUAGAUCUCCUUCUUUCUCUUGCGCCCCCUGUGUCAUCAGAACAAGUUGUCGUUACCUCAGAUCAGCAGGGCAAUGGGGAGGUGGCUGGCUCAGCAGAAGGUCCAGUUAGGUCUCACUCUGUAGGUAGUCUUAUGGAUCUAGAUCAACCAUCAGCAGAGAGAAGAAUAAGAGAUUUUGUUAAUUCAACAAAGACAGAAAGUAGAGCAAAUAUUGAUAAAGCAGCAGAAACACCAAAACGCAAAAUUGAGGAUGCAGUUUCUACUGAAGAUGCUAGUGUUGGAGGGGCAAGGAAAAAGGAACGUUCCCGUAGCAAGCAGCGAAGUAGUCGCUCAGACAGGAGGUCCUCAAGCCACAGUAGGAAACAGGCUGAAACUAUGGAUGUUGAAGCCGAGGCUCUGCCCAGGAGUGAUUCUAAAGACUUGACUCUAGCAGCUGCAUGUGCCAUAAGUAAUAGUUUGCUUGAUAAGCCUUCUCAACCAAACAAAGCGGAGGCUGUUGAGAAAACUGAAGAAAAGCGAAAAUCAGUGAAAGGAAUUAAGAAGAAAACAAAACCAGAAAAAGAUGAGAACUCCGCUCUUACUGCUAACAGUGCAGAGCCAGAGGCAAGUGUUGCUGAGGGAAGAAGUGGAAGUGAACCCACACAAGAAGCCAAGGUGCCUGUGAGUGACGCGUCAGCAGUAGAGGAAAGCUCUAGAGGCAAAACCAAGCGAAAGGCUUUCGAUGGAGAUCAGUCAAAACGUGAUACAUCUGCUUCUUCGGGUAAUGACAAACUAAGUGAUACUAGCCCCAGUGAUGAAAGUGUUAGGUCUAGCCAGUCUGAACCAUGUGUUGAAGAAGUGAAGGACGGAGUGAAUGGUGAUGAUGUUAGUGAAGGUGUUGUGAGUAUUAUGAGUUCCUCCACAGCGCCUGUAUCUUCCCUAAGUUUAAGUGAUACUGGUGCUGAUAUUGCCAGUCUUGACAAGGCAAAAAGCCAAGGAAAAAUAAGCUUGUCAAAAAUUAUUAGUCCAGCCAAUGAAACACCAGCAGUGCCUGUACCUAAUACACCUGAAGAUGCAGAACCACCAAGGAGUACAGAACGUAGAAAAUCAAAAAUAUUUGAGACUGCUGAGAGGUUUAACAAUCUAGCCAAUACAGAAAGGAAGGGUUCAGUAGUAGAAAAGCCUAAGAAGAUUCUCAUACCUGGGGUCAAAGUGAGCGAUGCCAAGGCUGCAUAUGAGAGAAAGUCAUCCAUCACAUCUUCUACGACAUCUGUACCAGCAAUUGGUGAAAGGAAGGGUUCCAUAACUUCAGUACCUGCAGGAGUAAAGAACUCCUUGUCUAAAAAGACUGUCCAAGACCAGCCUAUGGAAGCUGCUAUUGCAGCACAGGAAUCUAUUACAGAGCCUUCAACACCAGCCCCAGAACCUCCACAAGAAGACCGAGCAAAGAAAGUCAAAGAUGCAGUUGGAGUUAUUAGUAGUGUUAUUGAAGGCCAAGUGACUGGCCGUAGAGUUUCUUUAAAGAAGACACCGAAACUAAAUUCAUUAGAUGAAUCCAAGCCUAGCACUCCAUCAGCUCCAGGUACUCCCCUUUCACCGACUGCAGUGGAUCCAAUUACAGGUUUGAAAACCGUACGAGUACAGGUUGCACCAAACGAUGUUCGUCUAGCAACAAUCCAGGUAUCAACACCACAAGCCACUAAGUACCAAGGAGAGGAACCUCCUCUUCCAAAGAAGGGAGUCCAAGCUACGUCAGAGGUUGAGGACUCUGAGCCAAAGAAGACCGCAAGUAAAAUGGAGAUCACUUUGAAGUCGGCAACUCUCCCUCGCCGUAAGACAUCUGAAGCAAAGAUACAGAUGGCUACACCCCCACCUCCUAAAGCACCUAGUCCAGAAAAGCUUGAGCGCAUGAUUCAGGCUCCUCCGUCUCCGGGAAGAAGGGCCAGUGCUGGCCAGCCAUUGGGCGGCUAUCGCAGUGAGGUUGAGCAUAUGGUCGGUGCUGCUGAAUACCCCAACAGACCGAGACACCAGAGAAGCGAAGUGUCUUUCCCUGUAGCAGCUGCAGGCAGUUCUACAAGAGUGCAUCCCAUGCCAUUCAGAUCUGCAUCAUGUGAGCCAGAGUCUUCUAAGUCAAAGCCCCGAGAGCAUAUUAUACCGAUACACUUUGAGGCCGAUGAAAAUGCCACUCCUCGGACAUCAACACCUCCUGCCAAGCCUCCUGUACCACCAACUACAUCCCAAUCGGCAUCAGGGAACUUACCAUAUCAAAGAACAAUGUCUCAGAUUUCUCAGAGGUCUAAUAGUUUGUCAAGGCAAAGUACGCAGGACUCUGAUACUGAAAGCACAAUUUCUCAAAGUGGAGGUGAACCUAUUAGAAAAUCUCCUCGUGAGUAUGUUAUACCAAUUGCUCUGGAAGGAGGAGGCUAUGUCACUCCCAGAGCUACAAGCUUAGAACCAAGUGAAGAAAGCCGAGCCUCAACUCAUAGUUUGCCCCGAUCUCGGCUUAGCAGCAGAACUAAGAGAAUGAGUCGAGAAAGACAUCGUACUAAAUUCAGUAGUCUUCUCAGUGAGAGUGAAGAUGAAGGUCCAUUUGCAUCUCUACAUCGACAUAGCUCUAUAGGUAGAGAUAGUGAUAAUGAAGACCGCCCAUCAGCUUUCCAUCUGCACCGUCUGAGGAGCUCAAGGCCCUCUCAGCGCACUCUAGAGCAUACAGAUAGUAUGAGUUCAGCAGAGGAAGAGGAGGAUGAUGAUGAAGGCUUUGAAUUGCUCACAGCUGAAAAUCUGUUUUCGUCUUUACUCUCAAGGGUUCGCAGUCUUACUCAAAGGCUAAAUGUAGAGGAUGGUGGGAGACCAGGAUUUCCUUCAACACGACUGCUUAGUCAAUUUGGUACUCAUCCUAGUUCCCGUGCAUCUCCUUUCAUGUUUCCUUCCUCAAGUCUGCUCAGCAGGGGUUCACCUUUUGAGCCACUGUCACGCAUACAUAACACCAGUACUCAGACGACAGUCACAACUACAUUUAAAAGAAUAUCUGAAACCUCAAGAUCAUUCAGUCGCAAUGACAGUGAAAGUGGCUCUGUAGGACCUACUCCUUGGAGAAGAAGUGUCAGCCGAGACGUGUCAGACACAGACAGUCUCUACAGUGAGUCGCAUGCAAGUGGCACAGUACCUAAAGGUCGGAGCAGCGGCGACUUCAGCGAGGCGUCCUCCUUGUCCUCGUACUCGUACACGCCCAGCCUGGCGGCGCGGCUGGCGCAGUACCACCAGGGCGGCGGCAGCGGCAACGCGUCCCCCAGCGACCGGCCGCACCGCCUGGCGCGCUCCUACAUGAAGAGCAAGUCGACGGGGACGGCCGGCAGCGGCGGCAGCGGUGCGGUGUCCGCGGACGAGCUGGCCGCGCUGUCUGGCCGCUACCCCCGCGGCGCCGGCACCCCCGGCAGCGCCAGCAGCGCCAGCAGCACCGCCGGCUACUCGAGUGCGCGGCGCGCCGCCCGCGCGCUGGAGCAGGAGCUCAACGGCCUCAACAUCCCUGCGUCCUACCUGCCGACCCCGUCCAGGGCCUCGGCCUCGCGCGCCCUGGAGGACGAGCUGGCCGGCCUCAACAUCCCGGCCUCGUACCUGCCGGCGCCCUCCAGGGCCUCGGCGGCGCGCGCGCUGGAGGAGGAACUCAACGGCCUCAACAUCCCCACGUCCUACCUGCCGACCCACGGCCCCAGCCCCAGCCGCGCCUCGGCGUCCGACGGUGACGACGUGUACUCGAGCGCGGCGCGGCGCCUGGGGCUGUCCAGGACCUUGUCGAUGCGGGAGCGGCCCGCCAGUCCCGGAGCCAGCUCCUCCACGUCGGGGUCCUACCGGCCGUCGCUGCUGUCGUCGCUGUCGUCGCCCGCGCGCCGCCCCUACUCGUCCUACGCGAUGUCGCUGUCCGACUCGGAGCGGCCGCCACUGCCUCGCCGGACCUCUGGCCUCGGCUUGACGGGGCUGGGCCUCGGCCAGGGCCUUGGCCAGGGCCUCGCCGCCAGGGCCAGCGACGACGACUGCGCCUACUAUGAGAUCAUGCCGUCACACCGGAAGGAGCCCGGCAGCGAGGGCAGCAGCAGCAGCAGCAGCAUCUUCACCAGGUCGUGCCCCUCCAGCGCCUUCCUGGGUGACGCCCCCGCCCGCUCGCCCUCCGGCAUCGCCACCCCCGGAACCUCCGCGCCCGCCUUCGCCGCCCCCGGCUUGGCCGCGGCCACCCCUGGGCCAACCACUCCCCACCAGGAAGAAAUAGAAAUUCCCGCCUCGAGCAAGACUGAAUCCCCUGGCACUGCCGAAUCUGUCCCUACGGUCGCCGACACUGCCAGCACCCCGCCGACGACGUCCUCCACGACUGCGCCGCCUGCCCAGUCCAGGAUGGGGCGCUCCAUGUCCGUGAACCGCGAGAUUGGCCCCGGCCCGGCCAGCAGCCUGGGCCUCGCCGCCGGCUCCACCGCGGACCUGUCCUCGCUGAGGAGGUCGGCGUCGACGCGCGCCACACCGGAGCGCUCCAUCCUCAGCAAGUUCUUCCGCGGCUCGAGCUCUGGCGACGAGCAGCCCAAGCAGCCCAAGGCCAGCAAGCAGCCCGUGCAGAGGCGCAUCUCGCGCUUCCUGCGCCCGGACUUCUUCGACACGCCGCGCGAGGAGAGCGCCUACGCCAAGGAGCAGGACCUGCAGCGCAGCCGCAGCCGCAGCGCGGCCAGGGAGGAGCCAGAGGCGGAGCCGCAGCCUCAGCCAGCGACGCAGCCAGAGCCUCAGCCAGAGCGCGGCGGCAAGGCGGCCAAGGACAAAGAAGCGAGCAAGACCAGCAGCCGCUUCCUGCAGUCCCUGGAGAGGCGGCUGGAGCGGCUGCGGACGGGGCAGCCGCAGCCACCGCCGCAGCCCGUCGCCGCCCCGCCCCCGCCCCCGCCCGCGGCGCUAGCCCCCAGCAGCGCGACCAGCCGCAUCGAAUCCACCAUCCGCAGCCUACGCGAACACAGCCUGGAGCCCAAGGAGGCCGACGCGGCCCCCACCGAGUCCAGCCUGCUCAAGAGGGCCGUGUCCGUGAGCGACAUCGCCGGCGGCAACGCGGCCGCGCCCGCCGGCAGCAGCGGCGGCAGCAGGAUCGCCGGUAGGGUCAUGAGCUUGUUCAGGAAGGACCCCGCCGACGUGAAGCAGGGCCUCAUCCCCUCCUUCAGGCCCCAUCGCUCCUACACUGGUUCGACCAGCGACAGCGUCCUGGACGGCGCGGGCCUCGCCACCGAGCGGCCUCGUCGCAAGAAGGAGCCCGUCAAAGCAAGUCCUGCUGCAGAGCCCGUUCCUGACGGUGCCAAAGCAAGCCCUGCUGCAGAACCUGCUUCUGGCGGUGCUAAAGCAAGCCCUGCCGCAGUACCUCACGAGCCGGCCGCUGCAGGCGCUGCUUCAACACCUCCGUGCGCCGUCUCGGUGGACGUGAGCAUCGUGCUGCCGAGCCGAGACAAAAACAGUGAUUUUCGCAUUUCCUGCGCCAAAGAGGAUUCCAGUGCAGGCCAAGUUAUCAUUCCGAGUGGGGGCAAAGUUGGAGCCGACAAGACUGAGGCGACGGAGAAGGCGGUGGCCAACGGCGACGUGGGCGUCCCGGUGACCGAGGGCGGGUCCGUGGCCUCGGACCCCAAACCGACCAAAGUGGCCCGCACCAAGUCAGGGUCCAAGGUCAAGGGGCUCUUGUCUUCCAAGAGUAAAACCAAAAUGGUCAAGAAGAAGGAUUCUGACGCGAAGCCGGUCGAAGGAGACGCCUCCAGUAUUUCGAAAGGCGAAACUUCUGACUUGACAUCGACUGAUACGAAGACUCAAGUGGAGAGCUCAAUACCCCGACCUCCACUCGCCAGUGUAGAGUCCAAUCUACCUGGCCCUUCAACACUGCCUAGUAACCCGUCUCAGGAUUCUUCAAAGUCUGCAGACGCUCCUGCCCCUAAAACUGGCAGCGGUGCUGGAACUGAUACGCCUUCAAAGCACCCUGUCAAACUGAAAUCAAGUAAAAUCGAAGAGACGUCCGAUGGUCCUUUUGUUCGAUCGUUCUCGAAACUCAAACUAGGAACGAAGGAUGAGCCCUCAAGCCCUCCUAGGAAAUCUCUAUCGAAAAGCAAAAUACCUGUUGAUGAUAAAGCACCAGUGCUGCUGAAGUCCUCUUCAAGGGGCAGGCUGUCUGACGUCAUCGGGAAGCCCCUAGCGGGGCAGGGCACCAAUGGGCUGGACCCGCCCACUUCAACUAGCCUAGUGAAUGGGGGAGUCUCCGUGUCCAAGCCAUCACCCAAAGUUAUUGUGGCCAAGACUGAAGGCAGCUCACUCGAAUUUCCAUUGAGGUCGAGCUCCAGAACCAAACUCCGGAAAGAUGAAGACAAAGAGGCAUCCCCUCCUGUGAAAUCUAUCUCUAGAUCAUCCAUACGGAAAGAAGAGCCCAAGUCCAAAGAAGUUUCUCCUGUCAAGUCAUUUUCUAGAUCUUCAAUUCCAAAGGAGGAGGCAAAAACGACUGCCAACAAAGAAAAAUCCAUCGAGAUCUCAACUUCCGAUUCUUCUCCUCCUAAAGAUGAUGAAAAAAUUAAUUCCUCCAAAGAAACAUCCCCUGUGAAGUCGGCCUCCAAAGCCACUCUACGGAGUAAAGAAGAUUCCAAGCCUGUUUUAGAAAGAGAAAAGUCCUUGGUAAAAUCUUCUUCGCGGUCAUCAGUGCGAAAGGAUGAUGCAAAACCAACCGGAGACAAGACUGUGCUCGUUUUGAAGUCGACCUCCAGGUCAUCGCUUCGCACAGCAGAUGAUGCAAAGCUGGCGUCAGACAAAGGAACUUCCCUUGUCAAAUCGAAUUCCCGCUCUUUUGUGCUGAGCAAAGACUCGCCCAAGGAAACUUCUCUUUUAAAGUCUUCGUCCCGCUCUUCGGUGCUGAGCAAAGACUCGUCCAAAGAAACUUCUCUCAUAAAGUCUUCCUCCCGCUCUUCGGUGCUGAGCAAAGACUCGUCCAAAGAAACUCCCCUUCUGAAGUCUUCUUCCCGCUCGUCAGUGCCGAGCAAAGACCAGCCGUCCGUCGUCAAGUCUUCGUCGCGGUCUUCCGUUCGCAAGGACGAGCCAACGAAGCCCGCCAAGUCGCUGUCGCGGACCCGGAUCCCGAGGGACGAUGUCGCCGACCUGAGCGUCGUGUCCGACCCGGCGGCGACGCCCCCGUCCUUGGUGGCGCGCUCGUCCUCCAGGACCAAGCUCCUCCGCAGCGACGAGAAGACGCCGCCGAGGACUCCGCCGAAGCCGGCGGCCGGCGACGACACCAGCCGCGUGGUGACCUCGCCCACCAGGUCCGCGUCGAGGACCAAGAUCCCCGGCGAGGCGGAACGGAAGUCCCCCACCAAGAACGGCGCGGACGCCACCGUGUCCCCGCUGAGGAAGUCGCUGUCGCGGGGCGCGCUGUCCAAGGACGCGGACAAGGCCGUCUCCAGGUCCAACUCCAGGACCAAGGUCUUCAGCAAGGCGGACUCGCCCGUCAGCAAGUCGCCGUCCAAGGGCAAGGUGCCGAGGUCGAGCGACGACAAGAAGAGAGUCUCUGAGGCGGGCGGUAUCCCCAAGGCCAUCAGCAAGAGCCCGCCGGCCAAGGAGAACAACGUCCCCAAGGAGUCCAUGGACACCGAGGCCGUCAAGCAGGACGAGGUGCGCAGCACGGCCCGCACGCUGCGGAAGUCCACCUCCCGGAGCGGCGAGUCCGUGGACACCGAGGCCGUCAAGCAGGACGAGGUGCGCAGCACGGCCCGCACGCUGCGGAAGUCCACCUCCCGGAGCGGCGAGUCCGGGAGCCCCGUCCGCCGCGCCGUGUCCAGCAGUCCGGGGCUCCGCCUCGGCCACAGCCCCAGCCCCAGCCCGGGCCCCAGCCACGGCCACGGCCUCCGCGUGCCGCAGCAGCGCGGCCACCGCGCCAGGGACAGGGGCGCCAACGGCCCGCUGCGGCCGCGCAGCACGCGCAGCACGCGCAGCGUCUCGCACACGCGGCCCACCCCGGCCGACGACCCCGACAUCCCCGUGGUGUCCCUCAAGGACGUGGAGCGGCGCCACCGCGAGAUGCUGCUGGACAAGUGGUCGCGCAGCCUGCAGUCGCUGCACGCGGAGCAGGACAAGCAGGCCCGCGCGCAGUCCGAGUCCGCCACGACCGCCGCGCCCGCCGCGCCCAGAGAGGAGCCCACCGGGAUCCCAGCGCCCACGACGCUGACGGCCACCCCGCGGCCACGACCCGCGCUGCACCUCGACCUGUUCCCCGUGGCCGCGCCGCAGCCCAGGGCCACGUCGCCCGCGCCGUCGGACUCGUGGUCGGUGUGCUCGGACGCCUCGCCGUCGCCCACCCCGCCGUCGACCCCGCCGUCGCCGUCCGCAGAGGAGGGCCCGGAGAGCGUGAGCGACCGCAUUCGCCGCAAGAGCUUCUACACCCGCUUCAACGACAUCAAGAAGAAGAAGAAGAAGCCGACGUCGCCGUCCUCGUCGGGGACGCUGGGCGCCUCGCUGCUGUCGAGUCCGUCGCCGCGGCCGCGCCCCGUCCUCGACCUGGACGACGCCCUCUACGGCGCGGCCACCUCCACGCCGCGGCCGCGGCGGUCGCCGGCGGUGUCCCCCGUGACGGGCGUCCCCGUGGUGGGCAUGCCCUACCUCAACGGCGGCCUCUACGACGCCGCGGUGCCGGCGUCGGCCGUCGCCUCGCCGUCCGUCCUCACCAUGGACCGCUCGCCCACCUGGGAGCGCAGCGGCAUCGAGCUGCGCAACGACCUCAUGUUCCACAACCUGGGCCUGCACCGCUUCGACCCCAACAACCUCUCCGUCAAGAAGGAGUCCCUGUUCGAGCUGCUGUCGCCCACCGGGUCGGGGCCGGCCUCCUUGCUGGGGCAGGCCAAGCCGACCAGUCCCGCCGCCACGCCGAGCGCGUCGACCGCCGCCCUGUCUGGUUCCGUGACCGCCGUGGCGACCACCGUGGCCUCGGACUCCCCGGCAGGGCACGUCGCGGUGCCCAGCGGUCAGCAGCCAGAGGCGAGGGCCGCGGACGCCGAGCCCCAGACAACGUAAGGCCAGGCGAUGGCACAGACUCAGGCGUCUCUCCCCGGUACUGAUUAUAUGUGUGUGUAAAAAAAGUAGUUGUGAUAUUGCAGUGUUUCCCUAUGGCUGUGGGGGCCUCCUUCCUGAGUGUUUCUUUUCUUCUUUUUAGUUUUGAUGCAAGUACUAUGUAAAAUGGGUUUUGCAGUCAGUUUUGGUCUAUGCAAAAUAGUAACAAGAAAAAGUGCUUACUGAGGAACACUGUGAUAUGAUUAUGAUUUUGUCACAUUUUUUUGAGGCUGCGAUUCAUUGAAACUGGGUUCAUGUCUCAUUUGUUUACAUAUAUAUGUAUAUUUUAAUUCGUUUUCUUUUGUUGCGUUUGCCAUUAUGUCUGUUACCAAACUCACAGAGUAAGGAAAAGGACACUUCUAUCCUCUUGAAAUUAUUGUUAUUUCCAAUGCUGUAAUACUGUGCUUCCAUUUUUUUGGAACUUCUAUUUAGUGUCUUCAUCAGUCGUGUGAUAUUUGUCUUUUAUGUUGAAUCAAAUUUAACAAUUACCAGCAUUUUCUUAUUAGGAAAAAGCUCUAUUUUGAGACUUUUUUUUUGUUUGCAUGUCAUUGUUUUGUAAACGCAGUGUGAUAGUCAGCUCCAAGAGUGUAUAAAGUUAAGUCUUAAUAUUUGCUUCAUUUGACUUCUGAAAUUUUUGUUACUGCUUGUUUAUCUUAUAUUUAUCGUAAGAAAUGUUAAAUCUGUUUAUGCCGUUGUUUACUAUGUUUUGGCAAAAUUUGAACAGUGAAACACAAAGUUUUCUUCAGCACAACAAUUCUAUUUUCAUGCAAUCUAAUUGCAAUUUGUUUUAUAAAUUAUUGACCAAAGAUACACAUUUAUUUGUCUAUGUCUCAGUUUGUUCUGAAUUUAAUUUAAUGAAAGGAGAAUUCCACUGUAUGACCUAAAAAAGUACACUUGACUGAAGAUGGUACACUCCUUGAACAAUGUGCUGUGCUUAUGGUCUUUAAUCAAGACAGAUGUUUUUGAAUUGUGAAGAGUUUAUACUCCUUGUUGAUCGAGGCUGGCUCUGUUGACGUUUUACAUAGUAGUAUUAUGAUGCUGCCAAUGAAGUCUGAUUUUCAAAAUCAAAGCUUUGUAUUACGGGAAUUAUGUAAAAGACAAUGCCACAAUCUAGAGCUGUAGAGCAUGUUCUCAUUUUCAAGUCGGGCUUCACUUCUCCAGUGCUUGCCCGGCGUGCAGGCAAACGGCAUGCCUUGACAGGAUUUGUGAAAUUGACUGUAAGAUAGACAAGACUUAUAGUGCUGCUAUUUGCAUACUUUGUUGCAAGCGUUUUAUUAGCCCAAUGUAAACCAGGGUCACUGUUUCACAUUGAUUUUCUCUUUAGAUAUUCUGCAGUAUAAUUAGGAUAACAGGAUCGUGGCGAAUUAAUCCUAAACGCAAAGCAUGAUUGUGUGAAGUGCCUUAUUUACCAUGUUCUGUUUACCAGACACCUAAUGUACAGAUUGUAUUAUAAAUGAAUUAAAAAGAAAUUUAGCGUAUUUA